This is a messenger RNA of Trifolium pratense (red clover), 1373 nucleotides long. RefSeq names its product bifunctional riboflavin kinase/FMN phosphatase. The record is from RefSeq and is a predicted model, not a curated record. The transcript has 12 exons. The coding region runs from base 84 to 1214 and encodes 376 amino acids. NCBI's taxonomy places the organism in Eukaryota, Viridiplantae, Streptophyta, Magnoliopsida, Fabales, Fabaceae. Gene Ontology annotation, molecular function: riboflavin kinase activity. Gene Ontology annotation, biological process: FMN biosynthetic process; riboflavin biosynthetic process.
UUCAUCUUUUACAGAGCAACUUUUCCAAAACGCAAAAAGCUGCUUUUUUUGCUGUCAUCACAGAUAUCAAUUUCAGUUACAAUAUGUCUGUUACAAAGUUGAUUAAAUGCGUUAUUCUUGAUUUGGAUGGAACGUUACUCAACACAGAUGGCAUAGUUUGUAACGUUUUGAAGAUAUCGUUAGGGAAGUAUGGAAAAGAAUGGGAUGGAAGAGAAACCCUUAAAAUUGUUGGCAAGACUCCUUUUGAAGCUGCUUCUGCUGUUGUUGAAGAUUAUGGACUUCCUUGCUCACCGGUUGAAUUUGUUUCCGAGCUUUCGCCACUAUUCUCUCAGCAGUGGUGUAAUAUUAAAGCACUUCCUGGUGCUAAUCGAUUGAUUAAACAUUUGAAAAGCAAAGGAGUUCCAAUGGCCUUGGCAUCAAACUCUCCAAGGGAAAGCAUUGAUGCCAAAAUAUCCUUUCAUGAUGGAUGGAAAGAUUCUUUCUCUGUCAUAAUUGGGGGAGACGAAGUUCGAACAGGAAAACCUUCCCCUGACAUAUUCUUUGAAGCUGCUAGGAGGUUAAGGAUAGAGCCUUCCAGCUGUCUUGUCAUUGAAGACUCUCUACCCGGUGUUACUGCAGGUAAGGCUGCUGAGAUGGAAGUGGUUGCGGUACCAUCACUCCCGAAGCAGUCUCAUCUCUAUACUGCAGCAGACGAGGUGAUAAAUUCCCUACUUGAUUUGCAACUUGAAAAGUGGGGUCUACCACCAUUUGCAGAUUGGGUGGAGAGAACUUUGCCUGUAGAUCCUUGGUAUAUUGGUGGUCCUGUCAUCAAGGGAUUUGGUCGUGGGUCGAAAGUACUCGGGAUUCCUACAGCCAAUUUGUCAACAAAGGAAUGUUCCGAUCUCCUUGCACAAUAUCCUUCAGGAGUUUAUUUUGGUUGGGCCGGAUUAUCAACAAGAGGUAUUUUUAAAAUGGUCAUGAGCAUUGGUUGGAAUCCAUAUUUCAGCAACAAAGAAAAGACUAUAGAACCAUGGUUGCUUCAUGAAUUCACUGAGGAUUUCUAUGGGGAAGAACUGCGGCUGGUUAUAGUUGGUUACAUACGUCCUGAGUUCAAUUUUCCCUCCCUUGAAAGCUUGAUUGCCAAGAUUCAUGAAGACCGCAGAAUUGCUGAGAAAGCUCUUGAUCUUCCCUUGUAUUCAAGUUACAAGAAUGAUUCACAUUUGAGAAUCUCAUGAUACUGAUUUUUUUUAGCUUCUUAGGGAGAUAAUAAAAUGUGAUCUCUCAAAAUUAAAAUCCACUGCAUAUAAAUUUAUCAGUGUUUUUCUCUCCUAUUGAAUAAUGAGAGAUGACACUUUAUUCUUUCAAAUAAAAAUUACAAUUGAGAUAAUUCACUU